Trichechus manatus latirostris (Florida manatee) is the source of this 3347-nucleotide messenger RNA. It is a transcript of the gene NOB1, whose product is annotated as NIN1 (RPN12) binding protein 1 homolog. Gene Ontology annotation, biological process: maturation of SSU-rRNA; ribosomal small subunit biogenesis. The coding region runs from base 19 to 1263 and encodes 414 amino acids. NCBI's taxonomy places the organism in Eukaryota, Metazoa, Chordata, Mammalia, Sirenia, Trichechidae. Gene Ontology annotation, molecular function: RNA endonuclease activity. The record is from RefSeq and is a predicted model, not a curated record. Gene Ontology annotation, cellular component: preribosome, small subunit precursor. The transcript is spliced from 9 exons.
UGUGGUUGUUCAGUCAAGAUGGCUCCGGUGGAGCACGUUGUGGCGGACGCCGGGGCUUUCCUGCGGGACGCGGCUCUGCAGGACAUAGGGAAGAAUAUCUAUACUCUUCGGGAGGUGCUCAGCGAGAUUCGGGACAAGGCCACGCGCAGGCGGCUCGCCGUGUUGCCCUACGAGCUGCAUUUCAAGGAGCCCUUCCCGGAGUACGUACGGUUAGUGACAGAGUUUUCAAAGAAAACUGGAGACUAUCCCAGCCUCUCUGCCACAGACAUCCAAGUGCUGGCACUCACCUACCAGUUGGAAGCAGAAUUUGUUGGGGUAUCCCACCUAAAACAAGAACCAGAAAAGGUUAAAGUAAGUUCAUCUGUUCGGCAUCCAGAAACUCCUCUACUCAUUUCUGGUUUCCAUCUGCCCUCAAAGCUUAAACCCCCACGAGAGAAAGUAGAUCAUGAACACCCAGCCAGUGAGCCUGAAAAUCUAGAAUUCAGUUCCUUCAUGUUCUGGAGAAAUCCUUUGCCUAAUAUUGAUCAUGAACUCCAGGAGCUGUUGCUUGACAAAGGUGAGAGUGUUCCAAGUGAGGAGGAGGACGAGGAAGAAAAUGGGUUUGAAGAAAGGAAAGAUGAAGAUAGUGACGCUGAUGGGGGUGGGUGGAUAACCCCCAGCAACAUUAAGCAGAUCCAGCAGGAGUUGGAGCAGUGCUGUGUCCCAAACAACGUGCGGGUCGGCUGCAUGACAACAGACUUUGCCAUGCAGAAUGUUCUGCUGCAGAUGGGGCUGCAUGUGCUGGCGGUGAAUGGCAUGCUGAUCCGAGAGGCCCGGAGCUACAUCCUGCGCUGCCAUGGCUGUUUCAAGACAACAUCUGACAUGAACCGAGUGUUCUGUUCCCAUUGUGGAAACAAGACCCUGAAGAAAGUGUCUGUGACUGUCAGCGACGAUGGUACCCUGCUUAUGCACUUUUCCCAUAACCCUAGGGUGCUGAACCCCCGAGGCCUCCGGUAUUCACUUCCUACUCCCAAGGGGGGCAAAUAUGCUGUCAACCCCCAUCUAACUGAGGACCAGCGUUUCCCUCAGCUGCGACUCUCCCGAAAGGCCAGGCAGAAAACCAACGUGUUUGCCCCUGACUACAUAGCCGGGGUAUCUCCCUUUGCAGAGAAUGAUAUUUGCAGCCGAUCAGCUACCUUACAGAUUCGAGAUAGCACCUUGGGGGCUGGGAGGAGACGGUUAAAUCCCAACGCUUCCAGAAGGAAGUUUGUGAAGAAAAGGUGAUUGGCACACUGGAUUGCUGCUGCCGCGUAGUUCUGGUGUCUCAUUUCCCCAGCUGUGUCAUCUCCAGAGCCAUCCGGAUGGGAAGAAUAGGCUCAACUUACAGAGUGCUGCUUUGUGACUUGCUAUGGUAUGCUGGGUUUGUGGUGGAACUGGGCUACCCUGGCCCGUAAGGAUCGAGAGAGCUGGAAUUCCUGCCGUGUUAGGUGGAAUUGGAUAGAAACAGAAGAACAAUGUCCUGAACUUUAAAGAGAAUUUCCAAAUGAUACUAUUUUUCUAAUAAAUGUGAUUGCAAGCCUCUGUGCACUUUUAUGAAAUAGCCUAAUUUUUUGCUGCUUAGGUACUUUGAAGACUAACAUUGAAGGUGUAUACCCAAGGAAUAAGCAUUUAGAUUUAUCUUUUUGCCAGAAAAUAUAAUUAAAAAAUUAACCAAUUGUUGCAGAGUUGAUUCUGGCUUAUGGAAACCCGUGUGUGUCAGAGUAGAACUGUGCUCCAUAGGGUUUUUCAAGGCUGUGAAACAGAUUGCCAGGCCUUUAUUCUGAGGUACCUCUCGGUGAGUUUGAACCACCAACCUUGUGGCCCCCCCAAAAAUGUCCAUGUCCUAAUCCCCAGAACCUGUGAAUGUGUUACCUUACAUGUCAAAAGGGACUUUGCAGAUGUGAAUAAGUUAAGGAAGAUUAUCCACAAGAGUCAUUGUUAGAGAAGCAGAUGUGACCAGGGAAGCAGAAGUUGGAGUGAUGCGACCAUAAGCCAAGGAAUGCCAGGAGCUUCUUGAUGCUAGAAAAGGUAAAGAACAGAUUCUCUCAUAGAACAUCCAAAAGGAACACACCUGAUGACACGUUGAUUUUAGCCCCAAAAGACCCAUUUUGGACUUCACACCGCCACAACUAUAAGCUCGUAAAUUUAUGUUGUUUUAAGCCACUAAAUUUGUGGAAAUUACUACAUACCAAUAGCUCUAAUUCCAAACUAGCACCCAGAGAGAGUCUUGUCUUCCUCUUUCUGUGUGUACAGCUCUCUUCCCCACUGAGAACACUGGUUCCAACAAUAUACGGACUCAUUUGCUCAAUCUAAAUUCACAUGAAAUAGUUUCAGAGUUGCUAUACCCAUAGCACUACCAAAACAAACCUGCUGAGUACAAAAUUCACAGUUCUUUAGAUUGAUAGUAUAUAUUCAAAAUCCUAUCUUCAAAAGUUCCUUAAGUUAGGUUUUUUUCACCUCUGUGGUAAUCUUGUCCAUUUGUUUCAGUUUAUAUUCAGUUUAGAAAUUUCCCCCCGCCUAUGGAUCUAAUUUUACCUUUUUAAAAUAUGAAAAUGGUAACAUAGUUCCAAAAGUCAAAACUACUAAAAGGAAUAUGUAGAGUUGGAUGCCAUUACUUCCCUUAUGCUACCCCAUUUGCCUUCAACCCCUAUAAUUUCAUUUGUUUCUGAUUUAUCCUCGUUUCCAUUUGCAAAAGUAUGUGUGUAUGGAAUCAAUAAAACCAGAAGUUCUUUGAAAACAUCAAUAAAAUUGACAAACCUUUAGCUAGACUGACAAAAAACGAAAAUAACCAAAAUAAAAAGGGGGGACAUGUUACAGGAGACCCAAUGGAAAUAAAAAGAAUUAUGACAGACUAUUGUGAACUAUAUGGCAACAAACUGGAUAAUGUAGAUGAAAUGGAGAAAUUCUUAGAAGCACACAACCUACGCAAACUGACUUAAGAGGAAAGAGAAAGUCUCAGCAGAUGCACAACAAGUGAACAGAUGCAAUCAGUGAUCAAAAAUCUCCCAACAAAAAAGUCCUGGACCAGAUGCUUUCACUGGGGAAUUCUACCAAACAUUUAGAGAAUUGACACCAAUCCUGUUUAAACUCUUUUCAAAAGAUAGGGAAAGAAGGAAUACUCCCUAAUUCAUUCUAUGAAGUAAGCAUAACCCUGGUACCAAAACCAGACAGAGUCACAAGAAACGAAACUAUAGGCCAAUAUCUCUUUUGAAUAUAGAUGGCAAAAAUCCUCACAAAAUAGCGAACAGAAUCCUACAGCAUAUUAAAAAAGUCAUACAUCAUGACUAAGUGGGCUUUAUUUCAGGAAUGCAGGGAUGGUUCAACAUUAG